Molecule: messenger RNA, 469 nt
Organism: Lepisosteus oculatus (spotted gar)
Lineage: Eukaryota; Metazoa; Chordata; Actinopteri; Semionotiformes; Lepisosteidae
Source: RefSeq, a predicted model, not a curated record
UGGAGGGAUGUGCUAUGGAAGAUUAGAGGUGAAUCGAGGAGGCAGCUGGGGGUCAGUGUGCUCUCAGUCUGUGGACUCCAGAGACGCGGACGUGGUCUGUAGAGAACUGGGCUGUGGAGUCUCCAGGGCUGUGCUGGGAGGAGCCUCUUCAGGACAGGGGACUGGGCCCGUCUGGGCAGAUGAGAUCCAGUGUCGGGGUGAUGAGGAGAAACUGGCCCACUGUCCAGUCCUGAAGAGAGAGCAGCACAACUGCACACAUGCAGAUGACGUCACCAUUGUCUGUUCUGGCUACACUGACUUCAGGCUGGCCAGCGGUCCUGACCGGUGCUCUGGCAGAGUGGAGAUGAAGUUGGGGGCUCAGUGGGGGACAGUCUGCGAUCAGGGCUGGGACCUCCGGGACGCCACAGUCCUCUGUCAGCAGCUGAACUGCGGCUAUGCUGAAGCAGUCCUGGGCCCGGCCAGAUUCGGA